Molecule: messenger RNA, 3378 nt
Organism: Gastrolobium bilobum
Lineage: Eukaryota; Viridiplantae; Streptophyta; Magnoliopsida; Fabales; Fabaceae
Product: fructokinase-like 2, chloroplastic
Exons: 5
Coding region: 1472-3199 (575 amino acids)
Biological process (GO): plastid transcription; chloroplast organization; etioplast organization
Cellular component (GO): chloroplast nucleoid
Source: RefSeq, a predicted model, not a curated record
UUCAAGUUAUGUUGCUUCAUCUUUGCUAUGCUCGUUGUUCUAUGAUCGAAAGUGAAGUGGAAGUUUGUACAUGCGGUUACUAGUUUUAUGUGAAAAAUAUAGCUUUUUUGUGUUUUGGUGGAAUUUCUGAUUAGGUUUUGUUGGUCUCUGCGAUGAUCAUUGUUCUAUGAUUGAAAGAAAAGGGGAAGGUCUUACUGGGUUUAGCUAGUUUCAUGUAGAAAAAAAAGAUGGUUUUUUUUUUCUUCAUAUUUUGGUUGAAUUUCUGUGAUGGGUUCAUCCCUACUAUGUUCAUAGUUCUAUGAUUAAAAGGGGAAUGGAGGAAUGAAAAUCCUGAAAGCAAUUAAAAGUUGAUUUUUUUAUUAUUAUUAUUUAUUUUGUACUCUUUACACAUUUGAUGAUAAUGCUUUUAAUUGAAGAACCGUUAGAUUUACAUGGUUAUUAUUGUUUUCAACUUCACCAUUAAUUUGGAAUUCAGAAUAACCAGAUAAGUGACAAUCUUGUAGUUGUGUUUAUUUUUAGCUUAGUAUUUGUAUGUUUUAUCUAAAUCUAAAUGGAAAUGCCCCCUCAAUUUCAGUUUUCUUUGUUUGGCUUCUUUCGUUAAUGUGAUAGCACAACAUUUUCACUUCUGUGAUAAACCAUUUUCAGCAUGCGCUAUUUUUGUGUUCCACAAUUGAGCCUCACAUUCAGAUACUGCUUGCUGAAAUGACAGUAUGAUGUUGAAGCUUGAAGCUAACUCAACUACAUAUCACUUAAAACAAAUUAACAUUACUACAAUUUUCAUUUCUAAUUGAUGGCAUUUCCAUAUUUUUGAACAUGUUUUCAUAGUACAUUAUCUUGUUUCUGGGCUUGCUCACGAGCGUUUUGUGAACAAAGCUCUACCUUUUUUCAAGCAAUUGAUCAUAUUUCCAUAUUUCUUUCUUUCUUUUUACUAUGUCUUCAUAACAGUUCAUUGUAAUAUUUUGGACUAUUUAUCUUUGGUGCCUAGUGGUCUUCUACUUUAUUUUUUUGGCAUAUGAAGUCAUUUUCAUCUACUCAGUUACCUUCCCCCCACCUGAUUUCUGUUAAUGAUUAUAAUACCUUGCAUUUGCGUUUAAAGUGUGUUUCUUUUGCCAUAAACUGCUGAACUUUGUUUGGACUUUGGAUGUUUAUAUAUACUGGUUGAAGUGACCUCUUAUUUGUGGUUCUGUUAUGAUGAGACUCUAAAUUGAGUUUAAAUAUUUUGAUUUAUUUGUAAGUUAAACACUGCCAAGUUUUCUUCUAGUUUAGUGGCUCCAGGUUGGAAAAUGUUAGUCAAGUGCAGCCAUGCAUCAUUUUGCAAUUGGUGUAUUGUACAACUGAGUAUAGCUCGUUGUGCGUUGUGGCAGACAACAAAAUCCUUAGAUACAGUCCUCAUUCUGUUCAAGAACCAUUUAAACCUUGUUGCUUUUCCUUAGCACUAUUUAUUAAUGUUUGGCUUAUUUGUAUUCCUGCCAUGUGUGUCUCUAGCCUUGGAAAGCCAAGCCGCUCUUCUGUUCAAGAACCAUUUAAAGGACCCCUUGAAUUCUUUGGGUACCACUUGACUUGGUCCCAUUGUUAUGCUUCUUUUAACAUAGUGCAACUUGGGGAACUCAGGUCUGGGUGUAAAUGGGGUCAUUUGGUAAUGGCUAGGAAGAAAGUUUCUCUAGGCUCUAUUGUAAAAGAGUCUAGUGAAAAUGAAUCUGUGGUAGAAAAGAAGACAACUAGGUCUCCUGAAGGGAACACUGAUUUGUUAGUAGAUAAAGAUGAUGAUGCUUCCAUUGAAGAAAGAUCACCUGUCUCUAAUGAUGAUUCCAAGAAGAAAACUCGAAGGACUCGAAAAAAAGAUACAUCUAGUUCUGCUGGCUUGGAUGAAGAGAAGGAACUCAAGGUAGAGAAAAAGGUUAGAAGAGGAAGGAGACCUAAAGAGGAGAAUGUAAUUAUUGAGGAUAAAGGUAAUGAAGCUGAAAUCAGUGACCAAGAUGAGCCUUCAUUUAUUGAAACUGUGGAGGAUGAGAGUGAUGUUGGGUUGGAACUGGUAAAAGAUGAUGGAGAGGACAUUAGCUUUUCUUAUGGUUGGCCUCCCCUUGUUUGUUGCUUUGGAGCCGCGCUGCAUGCUUUUGUGCCUUCCGGGAGGCCUGCCAAUAGGCUUAUAGAUUAUGAAAUCCACGAUAGUAUGAAGGAUGUCCUGUGGAGCCCUGAAAAAUUUGUUAGGGCUCCUGGGACCUCCUCGGCUGGUAGUGUUGCCAUUGCUCUUGCAAGCUUGGGUGGCAAGGUUGCUUUCAUGGGAAAACUCGCAGAUGAUGAUUAUGGUCAAGCAAUGCUGUACUAUAUGAAUGAGAAUAGUGUUCAAACCCGAUCAGUCCGUAUAGAUAGUAAAAGGGCAACGGUUGUAUCACUGAUGAAGAUUGGUAAAAGGAGUCGACUUAAAAUGAGUGUUGUAAAACCCUGUGCUGAAGAUUGUUUGACGAAGUCAGAGAUAAAUAUUGAUGUGCUGAAAGAGGCAAAAAUGUUCUACUUCAACACACAUUCACUGCUUGAUCGUAACAUGAGAUCCACUACAUUGCAAGCCAUCAAGAUUGCAAAGUAUUUUGGAGCAGUUGUUUUCUUUGAUCUAAACCUUCCUAUGCCAUUGUGGCACUCUAGGGAAGAAACUAAGAUGUUCAUUCAGCAAGUGUGGAAUCUUGCAGACAUUAUUGAGGUCACUAAGCAAGAAUUAGAGUUCUUAUGUGGGAUCACACCAACUGAAGAAUUUGACACCAAAAAUAAUGCUAGGUCAAAGUUUGUCCACUAUGAACCCGAAGUGGUUGCACCACUAUGGCACGAUAAUCUUAAGGUUUUGUUUGUGACUAAUGGAACUUCCAAGAUACAUUACUACACUAAGGAGCUUGACGGUGCUGUUAGUGGGAUGGAGGAUCCCCCGAUUACCCCUUUCACUUGUGAUAUGUCAGCAUCUGGAGAUGGCAUCAUUGCAGCUCUCUUGCGAAUGUUGACAGUUCAACCUGAUUUGAUAACUGAUAAAGGAUACCUGGAGCAUACCAUCAAGUAUGCAAUUGAUUGUGGGGUUAUAGAUCAAUGGAUCCUCGGUCGAGUACGUGGCUUCCCUCCACGUGAAGAAGAUAUGGAGGAAGUAACCCCUGAUAUAAAUGGUAUAAGGUCAAUUACAGAAACAGAAUACCGCACGAUAGCGCCUGUUGAAAGUUGAUCCAGGUGAUACACUGAGUAGUAUCAGUUUUGUACCUUAUGUUUCUCAAAAUGAAGCUUGCGUCCCUUGUAUAAAAAACUGAGGUGUUUUAUUUAUUUGUUUCUUUCUUUCUGUGUUUUCCAUUGCUAGAGGUUAUAUUAACUUAGGUUUUUGUAUUUCCCAUUUUUUGGUUGUACUAA